CAAGUUUAAUACUAAUUUAUAAUAUAUACAAAUAAACGUUUUGGUGUUUCUUCGUCGACGUCGCUAUCUCCAAUCUCAUUACUCCCCUUUCUCAAUGAUCAUAAAACCUACUUCGAUUCUACUCCUUAUCAACUGAAUCACCGAAAAACCUCACCUUUUUUCUUUUUCCGAUCAUGGGGAAUCUGAUCAGUUUGAUCUUCUGCUGCGGGAGAAGGCAGAGGAGCAAUAUUCCUCCGGCGAUGGAAACGGCUCCUCUUGAACUCCCACCGAACAGAUUUGUAUUCGCCGCCGUGCCACCAUAUCUGAACCCUAACCCUAACUACGUUGACCAGUAUCCAGGUAACUGCCUUCCUCCGCCAGUAACUGAGCCGCCGAUGCUACCGUACAAUUUCAACCAUUUGCAUCACUAUCCUCCCAACAGUUACCAACUACCUCAUCCUUUGUUUCACGGCGGUAGAUACCCUAUACUGCCGCCUCCUACGUACGUCCACCAGAAAGCCGUCACGAUUCGUAACGAUGUUAAUCUGAAGAAGAAGACUUUAACGCUCAUACCCGACCCGGAGAAUCCGAAUCGACUUCUUGUCUCCUUCACAUUUGAUGCAUCCAUGCCCGGAAGGAUCACAGUUGUUUUCUUUGCUACAGAAGAUGCAGAAUGUAAUCUUAGAGCUACAAAGGAAGAUACUUUGCCUCCAAUCACUUUUGAUUUCGGAGAAGGACUUGGUCAGAAGUUCAUACAAUCAUCUGGAACGGGUAUAGACUUGACGGCGUUUAAAGAUUCCGAGCUAUUCAAGGAGGUGGAUACAGAUGUCUUCCCGUUGGCGGUUAAGGCGGAGGCAACUCCAGCGGAAGAAGGAAAGUCUGGUUCCACCAAUGUGCAGAUUACUCAAGUGGUGUAUACCAAGGAGAAAGGAGAGAUUAAAAUAGAAGUGGUGAAGCAGAUACUAUGGGUGAAUAAGAGGAGGUAUGAGCUGCUUGAGAUUUAUGGGAUUGAGAACACGGUUGAUGGUUCCGAUGAGGGAAAGGAAUGUGUUGUAUGCUUGUCUGAACCACGCGAUACAACUGUUCUUCCUUGCAGACACAUGUGUAUGUGUAGCGGGUGCGCAAAGGCGUUAAGGUUUCAGACAAAUCUGUGCCCAGUUUGCAGACAACCUGUUGAGAUGCUUUUGGAGAUUAACAAGAACGGAUGAAAUGGAGAUGGAGAAUGAACAAAUUUAGUUAAGCAAUCGACUUGUGUAAUAUAUGCCAUGCUUAAUUAAGACGUAAAACGUUAUGGUUCAAUAUAUUAUAAGUGGAAACUGAGUUCUUAAAUAGCAAUGAU
Molecule: messenger RNA, 1318 nt
Organism: Arabidopsis thaliana (thale cress)
Lineage: Eukaryota; Viridiplantae; Streptophyta; Magnoliopsida; Brassicales; Brassicaceae
Gene: LUL1
Product: RING/U-box superfamily protein
Exons: 3
Coding region: 174-1187 (337 amino acids)
Biological process (GO): protein ubiquitination
Molecular function (GO): ubiquitin protein ligase activity; ubiquitin-protein transferase activity
Source: RefSeq, marked reviewed